AAUACAAGUAUGACUAAUCAAAACCUAUAAAUUGCGUGUCCUGGUUUAUGAAUAUAUUUGUUCACUUAGUGCUCCUGUGGGUGGCAUCUUUUAAUACACUUACACACCGUGAAUUCGCCAAGAACCUUCUUUUUUAUAAAGGAACAAAAAUAAUACCAACGUGAGGAUGAAGUUCUGGAUCCUAAUUUUAGCUUUUGCAACAAUAGCAGGGGCAAGAUUAUAUAGUUCUAAACAUGAUAACAUGGACAUUGACACGUUAGUUCGCAAUCCACGAUACAUGAAAAUGUCAGUCGGUUGCUAUCUGGACAGAAAUAGCUGUACUAAGAAGACUGCCACGCUCAAACAAGCGAUACCAGAUAUUGUGCAGACAGCGUGUGCAAAAUGCACACAUACACAGAAAUAUAUUUUAAGAAGAUACCUUGAAGAAUUGAAGAAAAAUUUACCUAGUGAUUAUCAAGCGUUCAGACGAAAAUAUGAUCCUGAAGGAACAACGUUCGACGCUUUAGAAUCAGCGAUUGCUAAUAAUUAGACAUUUUCUCAACGACGUAUAAACCAUUGGCAUUGGCUCUGUGAAUGUAUCUUUAUUGAUAUCAUUUAUGUCUGCCUUAAUAUAAUAACUUAUUUAUUUAAA
Molecule: messenger RNA, 631 nt
Organism: Galleria mellonella (greater wax moth)
Lineage: Eukaryota; Metazoa; Arthropoda; Insecta; Lepidoptera; Pyralidae
Product: ejaculatory bulb-specific protein 3
Exons: 3
Coding region: 167-529 (120 amino acids)
Source: RefSeq, a predicted model, not a curated record